AUGGGUUUCUCAGCAGAGAACGGCAAAUGGGUUAUUUCCGGCAUCUCGCUCCGGGCUCCCUUGAAGCCAAUUUUCACGGAGAGAGAUGCCGGCGACGGCGGUGUGGAUGACGAGAAGUACGGAUCUCCGACGACUCCAAAGAGCGAGGAGGCGAGGAUACCGGUGAGGCUGCCCUGCCCGCCGCCUCCGAGGAAGCGGAGGGCCACCAGCUUGAAGCGGAACUGCAACGGCGGCGGAGCGAGGGAGUUCUUCGUCCCUCCCGACUUGGAAACCGUCUUCGUAUGCCGCCACGUUCAAAGGGCUGGCGCUAGCUACUACUAUAAAACUUAG
Messenger RNA from Linum tenue, 330 nucleotides. The record is from the annotation of a GenBank genome assembly. NCBI's taxonomy places the organism in Eukaryota, Viridiplantae, Streptophyta, Magnoliopsida, Malpighiales, Linaceae.